AGGCAGAGCACAUCCAGGGUGGAAGGGCCACAGCCCACCUGGGCAAGGUACCUGGCCCAUCACCAGGGGUCACUUGCCUCCUUUUAGGGGUGAGUACCAGGAUGGCACUGGUGACCAGCGCUCAUGGGGGCCCCCUCAGAAGACUGAGGGAGGGAAGAGGAGAGAGACACGUGGUGGGACCCUUGUCCACCCCUCCCCACCUGCGUCAUACUCCCACCAACUGAGAGUAAAAGUAUCAGAUGGGGGAACAUCCCAGCCUCUUUGUGCCACCUAGUGGUGACAAGGGGGAAAGACAAGAGCAGUUGGCCGCGAUGAGAAGGGAUGGAAACUUGAACGGCAGCAAUUUCCGCUACCCGCCCCUGGAUGAGUCGUGUUUGGCCAACUAGUCAUCCCCAUCUCAGACAUUCUGCCUGCUGCCCUUGACCCUGCCUCUGCCACUUCUCCCCGGCAGAUUUCUACUCCUCCCCCUCCGAGCAGGGUUUCCCCUCCAGGGGGCUGGGCUGGGCCUGAGUCACCUACCAGGCAGCAAACUCUGAGAGGCUGUACAGGGAUUAGUCCCAAGUGCCAGGCUCAGGCUGCAGCACCUGCUCUCCAUGCCUCAACCAGCCGGGCCUUCCCAGUUAACUCACUGUGACCCUAGAGACAUCACAUUCCUUCACUGGACUCUGAGUCUUCCUUUGUAUGAGGAGAGGAUCGUACAGCUGAACCCAGAGGCUCCUUCCUGGGCUGAACUUCCAGAGCCACAAGGAAUCAUAUCAUUUUCAAACACUCAUGGCAAAAGACGGGGCUGCCCUCAAGGUCACCAGGGACCUGCAAGCUGCUGUUUCUGCCAUCCUCCAGGGCUAUGGGGGUGAGCAUCAGGUUACAGAUGCCAGCGCUGAGCUGCACGGACUCUGUGGCUGCCUGGAGCGGCUGCUGCAGUUUGACCAGAAACAGCAGAAGAGCUUCCUGCGGCCUCGGAAGGAUUACUGGGAUUUUCUGUGCACUGCCCUGUGGCGGCAGCGAGGGGAAACGGAGCCAGCUCUUUUUGUUCACUCACAGGACAAGUUGAAGACCCCUCUGGGAAGAGGCCGUGCCUUCAUCCGCUUCUGCCUAGCCCACGGGCAGCUGGCCGAGAGCCUGCAGCUCUGCCUCCUGGACCCAGAGCUCACCAGGGAAUGGUAUGGCCCCUGGAGCCCUCUAGUGUGCCCUGAACUCCAGAAGGACAUCCUGGACUCUCUCUAUGCUCUCAAUGGAGUGGCCUUCGACUUGGAUCUGCAGCGGCCGGACCUGGAUGGGGCCUGGCCCAUGUUCUCAGAGUCCCGUUGCUCCAAUUCCAGCCAGACCCGGGGACGAAGGCCAAGGAAAACCAAAGAUUCCCCAAAGAAGAUCUCAGCUGUAAAUGGAGGCCCCAAAGGAGCCCAGCCAGAGGAGCUGCACACCAGCCAAGCCAGCUGUCUGCAAGAUGCACCACGGGAAGACCGGUUGGCUGGACUCCCCACGUCCCAGCAACACAGGCUUCUUUCUCCCUUUCUGGAAAAGAAGAAAGAAGAUCCCCAGAAGAAAGAUGACCUCAGGGCCCCCCACAGCAUGUGGGAACCAGAUGGGGAGGAGCUGCAGCAAGACCAGGAGAAGGGAGCCCCAAGGACAAGGAUCUGCCUGGGAACCUCAACACCCAGCAUCCAGGGGCAGAGGGAGGAGGCCAAUUGGGCUCUGAAGGAGGUGGCAGGGACAGAGGGUGAGGGCAGAGGGGUUCUGCUCAGUGCAGAAGGUCAGAGAACAACAGAGGGUACUCAAGAAGGAGAAGCAGAGUGGGGUCACGUCCAGAGGCUGCUGGUCUCUGGCUCCAGAGGGACAGACUCAAUGUCAAGGAACAGGCAGAACAAGGUGCCUGGCAUUCUGGGGGAGCCGAGUGUCCUUCAGGGCCUGGGAACAAAGGAAGGCUCCACCACAGUGAAGCCACAAGAGCAAACAGGAGUGACCAGUGUGACCAGGAGGGAAGAGCAAGCAGAGGUGGCCUUGCAGGAGGUGGUCAAGAGCCUCAGACAUAGGCUGCAGAAGACCAAGGAGCAGGCCCGGCAUCAGGACCAGCUGCUGAAGGAGCAGGAGAGAGAGCUGAAGGCACUGCAGGAGCAGCUCAGCAGGUGUCAGGAAGAGCGGGCCCAGCUGCAGGCAGAGCUGGAGCAGAAGCAACAGGAGGCUGAAAGGAGGGGCGCCAUGUAUGAGGAGGAGCUUGGAGGGCAGCGGGACCUGGUCCAUGCCAUGAAGAGGCGGGUGCUGGAACUGAUUCAAGAGAAGGAUAGCCUGUGGCAGAAGGUUCAGCAUCUCUCUUCCGUGGCCCCUGGAUGCUGUGUCGGCUGUAGCAAGCUCUUUGGCCGGCUGUCUCGGCGGUACCCAUGCAGGCUAUGUGGAGGCCUGGUUUGCCAUGCCUGCUCUGUGGAUUACAAGAAGCGAGAACGCUGCUGCCCACCCUGUGCCCAGAAGGAAGCCCAGGUCGUCUAACCAGGACCCACCCAGGACUGGUCACUCCACCCCCCUCCCUCCAGCCCUUCUGUGACCUCUGACCUGACCAGUACUACCUUCCAGAACUUGGAGACUUAAGGCAGACAGCACUUGAGUAGCCAGACAGUGGUGUGGAGAGUGGAAGGAGCCUGGCUGGCAGGCAGGAGACGGGUUUGAGCCCUGCAUGUACCACUGAUGACCUGGGCAACUUUGGCAGAACCCUCAGCUCUCUAGGCUUUUCUGUAAUGUGAGGAAGUCGGACACCAUCCGCUCUAAGGUCCCUUUGGGCUCUGAAAAUCCUUGACUAACAAUAGACCCAAUGGCCUGGGCUUCGUCCUCAACACCCCUCCUCACCCAGCCCAGCCUUCACUGCACUGCUCUGUCUCAAGGUGCUCGGGAGUGUCCUGUCCGCAGUCUGCUUCAGGGUCUGUUUUUGCUGUUUUUCACAGCUUUCCAGAGGUACUAUUAACAUAUAACACACUUCAUGUAACUUGUACAAUUUGACGAGUUUUGACUUUAAUUUACAACCAUGAAAUCACGACCAUAUUCAAAAUAAUGAACACAUCCAUUAGCCCCAAAGUUUCCCCGUGCCCUUUGGAAUCUCUCCCUUCCCGUGCCCCUCCCCUCUUCCCAUCCCUGGGCAACCAUUUGCCUGCCUUCUGUCACUAGAGACCAGUUUGCAUUUUCUAGAAUUGUAUAUAAAUGGAAUCAUAUUGUCCGCCUUCUUUCACUCAGCACAAUUGUUUUGAGAUUCAUCCAUGUUGUUGUUCAUACCCACAGUUCCUUUUUUAGUGUUGCAUAGUAUUCCACCGCAUGGAUAUAGCACAACCUCUUUAUACAUUCACCUGUUGCCAGACAUUUGGGUUGUUUCUAAUUUGAGGCUAUUACAAAUCAAUUCUUAUAAUCAUCUAUGUACGAAUCUUUGUGUAGACAUAUGCCUGUAUUUCUCAUGGAUUAAUACCUAACAAUGAAAUGGUCAGGUCAUAUGGCAGGUAUAUGUUUAAGAAUCUGCUGAGUUAUUUCCCAAAGAGAUUAUGCACUGUACCCUCCUGCCAGCAGGGUGUGGGAGUCCCAGCUGCUCCCCAGGGCAUUUGGUUUGGUAGCAGAAGAGGAGACACAGACAUGGAACUUGGCCCUCCCUGUCCUUCCCUUCCAACCACUAUGGUGACUUGAGCAGUCCCCAGUUGUGAGGCCUGGAGGGAGGGACUGAGUCUAGGUGACUCUUUGUACAGGGCUCACUCAGCUAGACUUUAAUAAAGACAGUUAUUGAGAAUUCAA
Miniopterus natalensis is the source of this 3759-nucleotide messenger RNA. NCBI's taxonomy places the organism in Eukaryota, Metazoa, Chordata, Mammalia, Chiroptera, Miniopteridae. The record is from RefSeq and is a predicted model, not a curated record.